AAUGCCUUUCAUUACUCAUCAGAAAUACAGUCAACCCAUUGAGGUGACAUCUUACGGAGAUAACAGACCAUCUUCUAAUUAUCCCACUGACACAUUGACCAGUCGUAAGAGUAGUGGACAGUGCUGGAGUGAGCGGUCAAGUAGACAGUAUGAAGAAAUACCAGCAAUGUCAGGACAUUACACUAUCCGAUCAGAUAUGUCAGCCAGUAAUGAAGGACAACUAUACCAAGAGAGAUAUGUAAAAAACCCUGAGAGACAGUUGCCUUCACCACCAGAUGUUAUAAAUCAGUGACAUUUGAAUUGGUAACCUGGCAACAGUAAAACAAAUUGCCAUCAUUGAAAAUAUUGUUCUAAAGCAUAUUCAGUUUAUUUAAAUUAGUUAAGUGAGAAAGUAUUAAUUAAUGAUAAUGUAUUAAUGAUUUGAUUUUUAAGAAAACAAAUUUUUAAAAAUAUAUUUUUGGUUAAUUUCAUUCAAUUAUUUUAUUUUUAAUUUUAACAAAAUGAAUGGAUCAUAAAUAUUUCAUUCAUAGUUUUGAGAAUUUUAGGCAAAUCAUAUACAUUUGAAUUAAUAUUUGGAAGGCAAAUUAGAAUACUUCUCUCAAUAUUCCUAUCACUUACAGGAAAUAAUUCAUAUUUAGAUUGCAUAGAACUUCUGAUUACAUUAUCAGUUAGGGAUGUUUUACUAACAUUAGUUACACUGACUUACAAUAACCUCUUCUAAAUACUAAAUACUUUUGUUCUCUCUUUACACAAGUGGAUAUGAUCAAAGUUAUCUUCUCUAUAUCAUGUUGGUGUUAUAUGGACCUUUUACAACUGACUCUUAAUGGAACAGAUAUUGUAUGUUCCCCUUAUCUUUUGCUCUAUGUUUAGGGAAACAGAGCAUUUACUCUGAGUGAGGCUGGAGUAAGCAUCACUCGAGUCUCUCUCACACAACACACACACUUAUACACGUUUACUCUCACACACUCUCAAGCCAUCACACAUCCACAAAGGAAGACUGAGAGGAACUGCUGGUUCCCCACUGACUCACCACCAACACUAUUCCAUCAACAUGAAGCCAUUGUCACACCAUAGCAGCAGUGACACAGACAACCAUUAACAACAGAACACACUGGGAUCAAGUCACAGUUUAUACAACAAAGGAUUUUACACACAAUCAAUAUGAAAACAAUGACUGCUAUAAAAUGCUGCACCUUACACUAACUUGACUAAAAAUGUUAACAUAUUUAUGUAUCCUCCUGGCUUUCUUCCACUGUUGUUACAAUGAACUUAUCUAUAUGGUGGAGGAAGAAAAUACUGCUAAUUCUUACAUUGGAGAUAUUGCAGAAGAUUCUGGUCUAUGGGACAGUUUAAAACACCAUGAAAGACACUUACUUACAUUCAUCCAGCUACAGCAGAAUGGAAGACAUCUAUUUAAUAUCACUAAACCAGGGAAAAUGUUCACUGUUCAUCCAUUGGAUGCUGAGGCUCUCUGUAUUCUUGAAAAACAGUGCAUUCAAACAAUCAAUGUUGCAGCUCACAAAGGAAAACAGUUUAUAAAAAUUCUAAAAAUCAAAAUCAUUAUCGAAGACAUCAAUGACCACUGGCCUAAAUUCCCUGUAGAUCAUAUCAUCUUACAGUUUUCUGAAAUGGAUGGCCAAGACAGGAGAAAAUCAAUCCCAGAUGCCACAGACAAGGAUGUUGGGAGUCAAAAUCGAUUAAUUAUGUACAAAUUAAAGAAAAAACGAAAUUAUCCUUUUACUUUACAAGAUUUUAAAAGAGCGGAUGGAACUUCUCACCUAGAUAUCGUCUUGGAAGGUAAAGUAGACAGAGAAAUUAAAGAUGUUUACAAUAUUGAAGUUAUUGCUGAAGAUGGCGGGAAUCCUCCAAAACAAACAAUUCUAAAUGUUCAAAUAAAUAUCUCAGAUGUUAAUGAUAAUUCACCUGUUUUUUCUCAGAGAAUUUACAGAAUUAGUAUAAAUGACACACAUCCAAAACAUAAGGCAAUUGUUACAUUAUCUGCUUAUGACUUUGAUAUUGGCAACAAUGGUGAAAUAUCUUACUAUUUUAGUCCUAUCACGUCUGAAACAUCGAGUAAAUAUUUUACAUUAAAUACAAAAAAUGGAGAAAUUUUAUUGUCUACAAAUUUAAAUUUAGGUAAAUUGGAUACAUCGAAAAUAUUCAUAGAAGCCAGAGAUGGUGGCGACCCUCCUCUCAGUUCCAUUGCCACUGUUAUGGUAAAUGUCAUCAACCAGCAGAACAAUCCUCCAAAUAUUGAUGUGAACUUUAUUUCUACACAGAAUCACAACACAGCCACCAUUCUGGAAGAUAUCAAAGUUGGUAGUUUCAUUGCUUAUGUGAUGGUCACUGACAACGAUGUUGGACACAAUGGACAGGUGAACUGUCAUAUCAAAGACGACACAUUCAAACUACAGUCAAUGGGAUCAAAGGAAUAUAAAAUAGUUCUAAAGAAAGCAGUGGACAGAGAGGGCUUUGUGGUAUACAGGCUAGCACGUCAGCAUGUAGUGAGCUGCAAGAGAACCAAGAGAGAAUCUGCUGUUGAAGUUUGGUUUUUGUCAAUGCUUUCAGUGACAAAAGAAAAUAUGUUGAGCAUUUCAGUUUUGCUAACGUUCUUCUUCCCCUGCUGUCUCAGUUUUAACUUAAUCUACAAGGUAAAGGAAGAGACAAAUACACAUACAUUUGUUGGAGACAUUACAGCUGAUCCACAGUUUCAAGACGUAGUGCCAUCUGGAGACAUUGGUCAGAUUACAUUUAAUCAACUGAAACUUAAAGGAACACAGAUAUUUAAUGUUUCUGAAAGUGGGAAAAUUUACACAAUACAAACACUGGAUGCUGAAGCCCUCUGUACUUUUGAAAAGGAGUGUUUCCAGGAAGUUAAAGUUGCUGUUCAUAAAAGAAAUACUUUCAUAAAAAUCUUAAAAAUUAAAGUAGUUAUAGAAGACAUCAAUGACCACCAACCUGAGUUUCCAGACAAGGAAAUAACUUUACAGUUUGGAGAAGGAGACAGAGAAGGAAUGAAAAAGUCCAUUCCAAAUGCCAUUGACAAAGAUGUUGGAGUUUUAAAUAGUGUAAUUAAUUAUCAUUUAAAGGACAACGAGGAAAUGUUUUCAUUGUUAGUUUCUAAAAGAGCUGAUGGAAUAUCUCGACUAGAGAUUGUUCUAGAAAGUAAAUUAAACAGAGAAGGGAAAGAUCACUAUAGUCUGGAAGUUAUUGCUAAGGAUGGAGGAAGUCCAUCGAAAGAAAGUGUUUUAAAGGUAAACAUAGAAGUUCAAGAUGAAAAUGAUAAUUUACCUGUAUUUCAACAAAAACUAUACAAUAUUUCUGUAAAGAAAACACAAGACAAAAACAAAGCUGUUGUUAUUGUAUCAGCUGAAGAUCUGGAUAUUGGUAAAAAUGGAGAGAUUUCUUAUUAUUUUAGUCCAAAGACACUUGAGAAAAACAAACAAUAUUUUAAAUUAGAUAAAAUCACAGGAGAAAUAUUGUUCUCAAAAAAUACAAACUUCAAUGAAGAAACAUUUAAAUUAUACAUUGAAGCUAGAGAUGGGGGCAGCCCUCCUCUCAGUUCCAUAGCCACUGUUAUGGUAAAUGUCAUCAACCAACACAACAAUCCCCCAAAUAUUGAUGUGAACUUUAUUUCUACACAGAAUCACAACACAGCCACCAUUCUGGAAGAUAUCAAAGUUGGUAGUUUCAUUGCUUAUGUGAUGGUCACUGACAACGAUGUUGGACACAAUGGAGAGGUGAACUGUCAUAUCAAAGACGACACAUUCAAACUACAGUCAAUGGGAUCAAAGGAAUAUAAAAUAGUUCUAAAGAAAGCAGUGGACAGAGAGACACAGGAACAUUUAGCAGCUGUGAUAGUAUCUAUAGCUAUUGUGGUUUCUAUAACACUGUGUAUUGUGAGAUGUAACAAUGUGAGAAAUAGCUCCUCUGAAAGAACAGCAGAAGAGAAACAGGCAUACCAAUGUCGCAAUGAGAUGAGACAGUUGAUCUAUCAAGGUAACAACAGUGUACCUGUGAUGUCAGGUAAUCGAGGAGAGACAUCAGACAGAUAUGGUCAUUCGAGGAGCCAUUACUAUCCUGAAGACUGGAAGACAUCGACAAUGAACAGAAGUCUUCAAAAGUCUACAAAGAUUCCCAUCGGAAAUGACAUUAACUAUUCAUGGCAGUUGACAAUGUAUUUAUGCUUAUAUAAGGUUCUGUUUUAUCACCAGCAGAAAUACAGUCAACCCAUUGAGGUGACAUCUUAUGGAGACAAUAGACCAUCGUCUAACUAUCCCACUGACACAUUGACCAGUCGUAAGAGUAGUGGACAGUGCUGGAGUGAGCGGUCAAGUAGACAGUAUGAAGAAAUACCAGCAAUGUCAGGAAUCUAUGGUGGUGCCCCACCUGAUGUAUCAAGCACCAUUGAGAGAGACCAUUACCAAGACAGAUAUGUGAAACCUCCAGAGAGACAGUUACCUUCAACACCAGAUGUUGUUGUCAGUUAA
This is a messenger RNA of Octopus bimaculoides (California two-spot octopus), 4490 nucleotides long. Its product is annotated as protocadherin beta-15. Gene Ontology annotation, cellular component: plasma membrane. The record is from RefSeq and is a predicted model, not a curated record. Gene Ontology annotation, biological process: homophilic cell-cell adhesion. NCBI's taxonomy places the organism in Eukaryota, Metazoa, Mollusca, Cephalopoda, Octopoda, Octopodidae. Gene Ontology annotation, molecular function: calcium ion binding.